AUGGCGACCCCUUGUACCAGUCCGCCAUGGGUUCACCGGUCCGGCAAAGUCAAAGUGCGGCUUCACGAUGGCUGCACGUCCGCACUAGCUAAGAAAUUGGUCUCCAUCAUAAGCGCGCGCCACACCACAUUUCCAUCUCUACCACCACCGAUCGACCAAGCUCAUCUACUCGCUAAUGCUCCGGAGUCCGGUCGCCAUGCGGGCCACUUCCACCCACCUCGCCGCCACCAAAUUCUUACUCACCGUCGUCGUCCUCUCCCUGGCCCUGGCCAGUGGCCACGCACGCCGUGCCGCAACCGGACGGGCCGCGUGCUCGCGCUCAGCCUCCGGGACGCGCCGGGCGGGGCCGAGCUCGACGACAGAGGGAACUACGAGGGGGCGCUCGCCGGCCGGAUAAGCCCCUCGCUCCUCUCCCUCUCGCGGCUGCGGCACCUGGACCUCAGCCGGAAGUACCUCGAGGGCUCCCCCGACGCCGCCCUACCGGCCUUCUUGGGCGGCCUCCGGAGCCUGCGCUACCUCAACCUCUCCGGCAUCUACUUCUCCGGCGAGGUCCCGCCGCAGCUGGGAAACCUCUCGAGGCUGCGCUCCCUUGACCUCUCAAGCGACUUCGGCACGCAGCUCCUGCGCUCGUCAGACCUCUCGUGGCUGGCGCGUCUGCCAUCGCUGCGGCACCUCAGCCUGAGCUCGAUCGACAUGAGCAGAGCAAUGGACUGGCCUCGGGCGGUGAGCAUGCUCCCUUCACUCAGAACCCUCCAUCUCUCUUCCUGCUCGCUUCCAAGCACGAACCAGUGGCAACUUCCGGCGGCAGGCUUGUGUAACCUCACAAAUCUUGAGGAGCUGGAUCUCUCCAUGAACCGCCUCAACCACCCGGCCGCAUCCUCCUGGUUCUGGAACGUGACAAGCCUCACUCACAUCAACCUCAUGGAAACCUUCCUGUCCGGGCAGCUCCCUGAUGCACUGGACGCCAUGGCGUCCCUUGAGAUUCUUGAUUUCUCAUAUAAUGGAAACAUGGCUACCAUGCCAAGAAGCUUGAGAAACCUCUGCAACCUGAGGUACUUAGACCUGGAGUCGAGCCUCGUAGGCGGCCAGGACAUGGGCAAGCUGAUGGAAAGCCUGCCGCAGGGAUGCCCAUCCAACAUGUUGCAACAAUUGUACCUAGCAAACAAUGGAAUAGGACACUUUGCUAGAUUAAGCACUCUAGACCUUCGUGGCAACUACCUCACUGGACAUGUCCCGCCUCAGCUUGGUAUGCUCGCUAAUCUAACUUACCUGGACAUUAGUCUCAAUGAUCUUCAUGGUUUGCUCACGGAGGAGCACUUUGCUGAAAUGGCCAGUUUAGAGACAUUGGACCUAUCGCAGAAUCCCCUACUCAAGAUUCACGUGGAUUCAGAAUGGAAGACUCCCUUCAAGCUUAGAGAUGCAAAUUUUUCGUUGUGCAUUAUGGGUCCCCUUUUCCCUGCCUGGCUCCAGUGGCAGGUGAAUCUUACUUACCUUGACAUCUCAAGCUCAGGUAUAACUGAUAAGCUUCCGGACUGGUUCACCACUGCAUUUUCAGCAAUGGAUUUUCUGGAUAUUUUCAACAAUUCAAUAUAUGGCGAAUUGCCGGAAAAUAUGGAGGACAUGUCAUUGACACAAUUCUUUCUCGAUUCCAAUAGACUUACUGGGCCCAUACCAAGUCUACCAAGGAAUAUCAUCUACUUGGAUAUCUCCAUGAACUCUUUAUCAGGGCCUUUCCCAUCCAACCUUGGAGCUCCAGGACUAGAAACGUUGCUUAUGUUCUCGAAUGGCAUCGUGGGUCAUCUUCCCGAAUCAAUCUGCCAUUCACAGAAGUUGAUAGUCUUAGACUUAGCAAACAACCUUCUCGUUGGAGAACUACAUUCAUGUUCUAGAAUGGAAUCCUUGAGGUACCUGCUGUUAAGUAACAAUAGCUUCUCUGGACCAUUCCCACCAUUUGUACAGAGCUGCAAAAACUUGGGUUUCUUGGAUCUUGCAUGGAAUAACUUAUCCGGAACAUUGCCGACGUGGAUUGGCAACUUGGUGCAACUGCAAUUUGUACGGUUGAGUUAUAACAUGUUCUCUGGGAAGAUCCCGGUCAUCAUCACAAAACUCAAGUUCCUUCAUCAUUUGAAUCUAGCAGGAAAUAAUAUAUCCGGAUCCAUCCCACUGGGUAUCUCAAACCUAACAGCAAUGACACGGAUAGCGGGGCAAGAACUCAAGUAUGGUGUAGGAAUUUCGGAUAUGGUGAGCAUUGACUUAUCAUUCAACGGGUUAACUGGGAUAAUUCCAGAGGAAAUUGCUUCUCUUGACGCACUGCUAAACAUAAAUGUGUCUUGGAAUCGCCUGAGCGGUAAAAUCCCAGAAAAUAUUGGGGCCAUACAGUCACUUGAGUCACUCGACCUCUCAAAGAACAUGCUCUCUGGCGAGAUCCCUUCAAGCUUGUCAAAGAUAACAUACUUAAGCUUCUUGAACCUAUCUGAAAACAAUCUUACAGGAAGAAUACCACCAGGCUCACAGCUUGACACCCUGUACCAGGAGCACCCAUCUAUAUACGAUGGCAACAGUGGGCUUUGCGGACCUCCUCUUCAGAAGAAUUGCUCGACAAAUGGUACAUCAACGCAAGAUGAUCAGAACAGAACUGGCCAUGGUUUUGAGCCAAUGUCUUUUAGAUUUGGGCUUGUUCUGGGUCUGAUUCUGGGCCUUUGGUUGGCGCUCUUCACCCUUCUAUUCAUGAAAGCAUGGAGGAUUGCUUAUUUCCGCCUCUUUGACAAGCUGUAUGAUCAGAUAUAUGUGUUUGUCGUUGUUAAAUGGAAAAGAUUUUCCAGAGCAAGAACAACAGAUUAGGCAUCGCAAAGUAGCCGACGUUACAGAUCUUAAUAAAGAGCUUUGAAGACCAGUGCGGCAUACAUAUAAUUCUGAUGAUCACAUGAUGUCUAUUAUGUGUGUACAACAAUAAUCCUGGUGUAUUCACUGGAAUAUGUCUGUAGUACUUGGCAAUCAUCAUUUGA
Triticum aestivum (bread wheat) is the source of this 3005-nucleotide messenger RNA. RefSeq names its product receptor-like protein EIX2. The transcript is spliced from 4 exons. Lineage: Eukaryota; Viridiplantae; Streptophyta; Magnoliopsida; Poales; Poaceae. Gene Ontology annotation, molecular function: protein binding. Bases 1 to 2841 code for a protein of 946 amino acids. The record is from RefSeq and is a predicted model, not a curated record.